Toxoplasma gondii ME49 is the source of this 3794-nucleotide messenger RNA. RefSeq lists its product as hypothetical. The coding region runs from base 720 to 3113 and encodes 797 amino acids. The record is from RefSeq and is a predicted model, not a curated record. The transcript is spliced from 2 exons. NCBI's taxonomy places the organism in Eukaryota, Apicomplexa, Conoidasida, Eucoccidiorida, Sarcocystidae.
GUUUUCCAUUUUUGCGGUCUAUCUCUUUGGAACAAAGGAAUUUUCUUGAGGAUGGAAAAGUGCGUGCAACAGCAGAUUUCCGUGGGACGAGACGAGCACAGCCAUUUCCCCAACUGUUCACGAUUGCCGGGAAGCGAUUUCACCACAUGCAUGAACACAAGACGGCUCCGUUCGAAUGGCCGGAACGUUCACCGUCGCCAUCUGUAUUUUUAAAAAGAAAAUGCUUUAACAAUUCGUGAAUGUUCGCGUACUCCAUCGGAGUCGUCGAUGUGGAGGCCUGAGGGGGUGCUUCUAAUAUGACGACACUCGUCGGCUCUCUUGUCUACCAGUCUUUCUCGGCGUUUCCGUCAGUCUGUCUCUGCGUCUUCGCUUCCCCUCCGUUUCCUCACCAUCGAUCUUCCUUGCCUCGCUCUGCUCCCACCCCGGUUCCGCCUUCUCACAUCUGAUCUUUUACUUCCCUCUCUCACCCGUCCUUCUAUAUGCUUUCUCAGUACCUGUCCGUUUGCUCUUCCCCGCUGUCAACAUGGUUUCAGUUAUUAUUCUGAGUUGUAUCCCACCACCUUCCCUGUUGCACGCGGCUGUCGUUAUUCGAAUUGCCUGAGGUCUCGCACUGGUCUCGUACAGUGAGCCACCGACACACGGCCGUUCGUUUUUCUAUUUCAAGAGUUUCUUUGUGCACAUCGUCACCCGUUUUCUCCGCUUUUUCUGAGCGAAGGGCGAUGCCCCUUCCGUGGUCGCUUCCCACAAUGUCUGAUUGCAGACAGGUGCGAUGGAUCUGUGCACAUGUGUUCUUUUGUCUGGCAUUUCUCCUGGCUCUCGCCUGCAGCACUCAGAGUGUCUGUAGCCUAGCGCUCACCCGCACAGACCGACUGCCCCGCUUUCGGGUGGGUACGGAUAUUCUUUGUGGACAACAACCGUGGGUGUUUCGACGUCUUGCGUACUCCGCGCAGACUCGUCGAGCGACACCGCAUUCUGCAUGUUCUUCAACGUUGCUUUCACCGCACAUCUUGCGGUUUCUUGCAUUUCAACUUUUCCCGUUUUCUCCUGGCGUUCCUGCCACAGGGGGGUCCGUGAAACCCCUCCGGAACCCCGGCUCCGCAGUUCGGUUUCGCUCUCAGUCCUGGAGAACAGUCGAUCGCAGCCGGGCAUUUCCCGUCCUCGCCCCUGAGCACCUGACUUUUCCAGUGUUGUCCGCGCACGGCCGCAUGCAGUUUGGUUUUUCCGCCGUGGCCUCACUUGGGGAAUUCGGGAAUCGCUGGCGUGGUUGCGGAGGCCGUGCACCACAGUGGUCUGUGUGUAGCUCUGCAAACACGUGCAGCCCGCCUGCCGCCUCAGACUGCUUUUUGACUCCUCACGAAACGACCUGGCUUUCUUCGUGGUCAUCGAUCCUGUCUCGUGUGUCUCUGGCAGGGGCGGCUUCUGCCCUCUUCGCGAAACGCCGACCCACAGCCGGCAUCUCGGCCGGAGAUGCGGAAGACGAAGAAAGCGAGGAGCAGCAGGAGGAGGAACAGUUUGUUUUGGAUCCAUCGAAAGUGCGGAGUCGUUUCGGCUCCUUGACUGAGCCGGGACCUUCCCCAGAAAUCCCGCCCGAGUCUCCGUACUGGCCUUCCUUUCCAGCGAAGCGAGUGACACCAGUGCCGGCGAAGCUUCCCAGGUGGCAUCCCCGAUCGCCCUUCCCGACACUCCAGCCUCGUGGUCCCUUCUAUCCGGCGAAUCCGCGGAAAACCAAACCGCCGAAAUGCAGAAGAUUCAAAGGCGAGGCGCCGCCGCCUGUGGAGCUGCCUCGGCCGCCCGCCAAGCUCAGGCGCGACUUCCGGACUUGGGUACGCGACGCGCACUACGAGUAUCCCCAGUUCACGACAAUUCAAGCAAGCCUACGGUACAGGCGGCGGCUAAAGCGUUCUUCCCGCAAACUCGACUGGAGGCUGAAGAGCCUACAAAAUCGCCGCAUGUACUUCGCGUGGCGGCGAAAUAUGCGAGAUCAAGAAACCCACCGAUGGAUUCGUGAGAUGGAACGGUGGUCGCUGCUAGCUGCGCGGUACUGGAAAAAUCAAUACGCGCUUCAGGCGCAGAGAUGGAUUGCUGGUGACCAAGAACCAGACUCAAGUGCAGUGUCUGAAGACAGCGACGUGGGUGGCCGACAGAAUGAAGGACAGCAAGAUGGAAAUCUCGCUUUUGAAGAAGCUGCCAGUCCUGACGUCGGACAAGAUGCAGAGGAAAUGAAGCCGGCAGAGAAUUGCGCAGAGCAACAUGGAGAGCAGCAGGAAGAGCGAGUGCGAAGACUCUCUAAACGUAGAGAAGCAUCGUUACGAGACACGCGCGGGCUUUGUCGUGGAGAAGACAAAGCCGAAGAUAUUCUGCGCUCUGCUGACGUAGAAGCGCUUGACGAUGUGUUGCGUAGAGGAUACCGCCUGCCGCCCAUGACAGCGAGCGUUGCAGCGUCCCCAAUUCCUUGGUGGUCGUCGGCGAAAGGCCUGCACAAGUGGCGGGGGAGAAAGACCGCCACCAACGUCCAAAGUCGAUGGGUAAAUUGGGCGAACCCGACCCGCGAGGUCGAAGCGGUCGUAGCGGGGCAGCUGCUCAGAAGGCAAGGCCGGGUUCUUCAGCAUCUGCGGGAUAAGGGUGUUGUACUGAGGGAAACUCUGCAGCGUGUAGCUACGCAAGGAAACGUGAUGGCGGAUGCGGAAAAACCCGAACUGCGUGGCGAUGUGGAAAGCGUUGAGUCACCGCCUGGAGUGUCGCUGGAGAGCGCAGGGGAAACGCAUGCAGACCCUUCACGAGAUCUCAGUGUGGAGACGAGGAGACUCAAAGCCAUCGAGGCGGCGAUGGAUGUGGCCAUGAUGCUCGGACAAAGUGUGGUGACUAAAACAUCUGGAGCGAGUACGCCGUACGACGUGCACAGCCCGUUUAUGCGGUCCCAUACGUCGUCCCGGAGAAGAAGAAACCGGAUGCGCGGCCGUAUGAAAGAUCCGGAUCAGAGAAAUAUGACACGCCAGGAGAGGCGACUCGCGAAUUUCGCACGGCGCCAAAAAGCUGCAGCGGAAGAUCGCGCAGCCCUGAAAGAAGCGCGGAGGAAGGCCUGGGAAGCGAGAGCCGGGGCCGGAGGCAGUUAGGUUUCAGACGGACGGGAAUGCUAGUAGGAGGCGAGGAGAACAUCUGAAGAGCACCCGUGGAAAAUCCGUGGUUUUCUUAUAAAGGGACGCUUCAGAGGCUGUUGCUGUUUUCUCAGACACCUCUGGUCUGCGCCGGACAAGCCGCUUUGAUGUCAAGUUGUAGUUGUUUUUUCGUCGUCUUGACCCGAUAGGUCUUCGGUUCGUUGCUGCCUCUUUCGAUCGUAUUGAGUUUGGUUCGUUUCGGUUUGCGCAUUACGAAAAACGCCAAUGAGGUUUCUUCCAGAACUGCCAGAUGACCGGCCAGCCGCGUCCCUUGGCUGCAGAAGAAACGUACCAAUUCAGGAACCGCGUGAGUUUCACGUGUUCUGUCGCUUCUUUGCCCGUGCCUAUGAAAGGCAGUGCUGCGGAAAGAUGCGCGUGUCAGUGCAUAAGCGUUGACAAAAGGUCUUCACCCGCGACAACUGGAGAGGUUUGGACACGAACAGUAGCCGUAUCUCCGGUACUCCCUGCCCGUGAAGCAUAGGUAUACGGCGGGACAAAUCCAUUCGACGAGAAUAUGUUUCGCACAAAGGGUUACUAUGCUUCCCGCGAUUUUAAACCACAGGAGCCCUGGACUGUGUACCUGGAUUACAAGGUAGACACUCCUUGUUAUUCGAGAAGGCAAACAACGCGCUACGUGGC